Molecule: messenger RNA, 696 nt
Organism: Prorocentrum cordatum
Lineage: Eukaryota; Dinophyceae; Prorocentrales; Prorocentraceae
Source: the annotation of a GenBank genome assembly
AUGGGCUUCGGUGUCGCCAUCAUCCACGGCACCGCGUCCGCGGCGCACCUGGGCUUGAUCGAUAGGGGUAGGCUGACGUUCGUUCUGUCCUUGAGCUGCCCGCUCAUCAUCGUCGCCCAGUUCCUCUCCCCGGCAGCCGUGGUGGCGGAGGCGGUCUCCGAGAUGGACGCGCAGAACCUCCCGACCCAGGUGUUCAAGUCGCAGGCCGCCUGCAACAUUCUCGGCGUCUCCUACGGAGUGCAAAUCCGCAACCACGCAGUGCUGGUGUCGAACAUGGUGGGUCUCUCCUGCCAGGUCCUCUACCUGGCCUGCGCCACCUACGUCAGGGACGAGGACUCCGCCAGGUGGGGCUGUUGGUGCCUCCAGAUGAUCGUGGUGCUGAACUGCAGCCUGUACGUCUUGAUCCAGGUCUCGCCGAUUCGGAUCCUCGGGCACUUGAUCACUGUCUUCAACGUUGUCCUGUUCGCCUCCCCGCUGACCAGGGUGGCUCAGAUACUCCGCUCUAAGAGCGCGAGCUCCCUGCCGAUCGCUAUGACCUGCGUCGGGCUCCUCAGUAACUGCGUGUGGUCUCUGUACGCUCUGCUGAUCGAGGACCCCGUGGUGUUCCUGCCCAGCAUACUGGGCUUCCUGCUCUCCUCCUUCCAGGUCCUCCUCAUCUCGGGCUGGACGAGAGGGGGGAUACAAACCCGUUGCUAA